AUGGCUAAUGAAUCGACAAAGAAUUUCUCCAAUUUGGAAACUCCGGGUUAUGUAGGAUUUGCCAACUUGCCCAAUCAAGUGCAUCGUAAAUCAGUGAAGAAGGGCUUUGAGUUUACAUUAAUGGUUGUUGGUGAAAGUGGACUUGGAAAAUCAACACUUGUCAAUUCUCUCUUCCUUACUGAUCUUUAUCCAGAACGUGUUAUUCCUGAUGCUACUGAAAAAACAAAUCAGACUGUGAAAUUAGAUGCAUCAACUGUGGAGAUUGAAGAAAGAGGUGUUAAACUACGUUUAACUGUUGUUGAUACUCCAGGCUAUGGUGAUGCCAUUGACAAUACUGACUGUUUUCGUUCCAUAAUUCAAUACAUAGACGAACAAUUUGAGCGAUUCUUGCGUGACGAGAGCGGCCUCAACCGACGCAACAUCGUUGACAAUCGCAUACAUUGCUGCUUCUAUUUCAUAUCACCAUUUGGGCAUGGGUUGAAACCGCUCGACAUUGAAUUCAUGAAGCAACUCCAUAAUAAAGUGAACAUUGUACCCGUUAUCGCGAAAGCUGAUUGUCUUACAAAGAAGGAAGUGCAGCGACUUAAAAGCAGAGUCAUGGAAGAAAUUGAGAGGGAAGGCAUUAAGAUUUAUCCAUUGCCAGACUGUGAUAGCGAUGAGGAUGAAGAUUACAAGGAACAGGUGCGGCAGCUGAAGGCGGCCGUGCCGUUCGCGGUGUGCGGCGCCGGGCAGCAGCUGGAGGUGCGCGGCCGCCGCGUGCGUGGCCGCCUCUACCCCUGGGGCGUCGUCGAGGUCGAGAACCCCGACCACUGCGACUUCAUCAAGCUGCGCACUAUGCUUAUUACCCAUAUGCAAGAUCUGCAAGAAGUGACACAGGAAGUGCACUAUGAAAACUACCGUUCAGAGAGGCUGGCUCGUAAUGGACAAGUCCCUAAACGACACACAUCGACGGAGAGUGGUCUGAGUGAAGCUGAUUCAAAUGGACAUAAUGGAUCUAACGAAGAUUCUUCUGAACGAGAACGUGCGCUACGUGAAAAGGAGGCUGAAUUACGUCGCAUGCAAGAAAUGCUGGAACAAAUGCAGCGUCAGAUGCAGCUUCAAGCGGCUGCCAGCACUACCACCGCAUAG
Messenger RNA from Parnassius apollo (apollo), 1128 nucleotides. NCBI's taxonomy places the organism in Eukaryota, Metazoa, Arthropoda, Insecta, Lepidoptera, Papilionidae. The record is from the annotation of a GenBank genome assembly.